AUGAAGAAGGGCCAGACGGUGCAGGGCACCUUCAGCAAGAUCUUCGGCAAGAAGCACGCCAGCCCCACCGCCUCCCUGUACGUCACCAACCCGCCCUGGAUCUUCACCCGCGAGGCCGCGGAGGAGGGGGCCCGGGACCUGGAUGGGAUCUACUAUGGAGACAAUCGGUUUGACACGGUGAGCGAGUCCGGAACAGCCACGCUGAAGGCCCGGCCCAGAGUCCGGCCCCUGCUGACCUUCCUUCCGCUGAAUGCCCAGGAGAACCAUGGCCUGGCAGUGCCCACCCCCUCUGUCCCAGAAGACUUUACGGACAAGGAAGUGACAGGUGCCAGCUCACUAGCCAAUGGCAACCUCCGACUGUACAGCUCUGUGGGCGACCUCAGGCCUGUGCACUAUGGCGAGGACCCACCCAUCCCCCCGCCUCCCCCCGGCCCCGCCCCAAGGCCACCUCCAGGACCUGCCCUGGACACUAAGCCACCUCCGGGGCAGUCCCUGCCGCCACCGCCGCCUCCCUUGCCACCUGCCCUGCUGGUGGAGCCCCCACCGCCACCCAGCAUGGCCCCUCCCCCACCCCCAGUAUCAGGGGCCCUGUCCACCCCCACCACACCCACCCCUCCCGAUUUCAUUCCCCCUGCCCCGCCCUUGGCCUUUGUAGCCCCACCCCCGCCCCCUAUGCCGGCCCCAGCACCCCCAGCCCCAGUGUCUCCUCACACUCCGAGGACUCACCUCUCCCCCCCGGCGGGGGUCACCAAAUGGAAAUCAGAGGUCAUGCUGAAUGGCAAGCAGCCAGAGGCCCCCCGGACCAGCCCCCCCAGGAGCCCUGCUGAGCCAAAGGGGAGCCCCCUGGGGCCUAAGCCGGAGCCCCACCUCACCUUCCCCCGGUCAUUCAAGGUGCCUCCCCCAACCCCGGUCAGGACCUCGUCCAUCCCAGUGCAGGAGGCACACGGGGCUCCUGCAGAGGGAGAAGGGGCCGCCCCGAAGGCCCCCAGUCGAAUGCCCCUGCCCCCCAGCUUCCACAUCCGCCCCGCCUCCCAGGUCUACCCAGAUAGGGCCCCCGAACCAGACCGCCCCGGGGAGCUUCGGACCGAGGCCCCUGCCAGCCCCGGGCUGAGCCAGCCCCAGGCCAGGACCAGUGGACACGCUGAGACCCCACCCCCAGCCUCUCCCCUGCCCCGCCCCACACCCCAGCUCCCUCCCCCGGCACCCCCGCUCCCUCCCCCGGCACCCCCGCUCCCCCCGCCGGCCCCUCCUUUGCCUUCUGCCGAGAAGUCAACCCCUCCACCUGCUAGGUUUAUGAAAAGCCCCAAACCCAGCUCUCCUGCUCCCAAACCCAAACCCAACCCCCCCAGCCCGGAGGACACGGCCUCUGCAGAGCCCGUGGACUGGCGGGACCCCGCCCAGAUGGCCAAGCUGCGGAGCGAGCUGGCGGCCUACCUCUUCGGCUCCAAGAGAGAGGACCGAGGCCCCGGCCACCGGCCCGGCCCGACCGCAGCCUCUCCGGCCAAGGAGGGCAGGAAGGGCCCCGGCCUGCCGGAGAAGGAGGCCCCCCCAGGGCACCCCGAGAAGAGUCCCUGCCCGGAGAGAGAGGCCCCCGCCAGCCUGCCCCUGCCCCCCGCCGACUACACCCCCCGGGACUCCCCGGCGCUCAGCGUCCAGCAGAUCCGCAGCGAGCUGGAGGCGCGGCUGUCCGCGUCGGCCGAGAGGGAGCCCCAGCCCAGUGCGGGGUCUCUGCCUCCGAAGCCACGGUUGGAAGCGGGGAGAGUCUUUGAACACAGAGCUGCCAACGGCCAGAUCGCCAAGCCCGUGGCCAAGAACGGGCUGCCCCGCCCCGCCGCCCCCGCCCAGCCAGCCGCCCCGCACCAGCCCACGGCCGCGCCGGGGCCGGCCACGCCACCCAAGGCCACACCUGAUGCAGCCACGAGCGGGCCAGCCACGCCAGCCACAGCCACAGCCCUGCCCGCCACGCCAUUCCCAGGGACAGAGAAGAAACCGGUCCCCGCUGAGCAGAGAAAGAAGCCAGAACCCCAAGAAUCUGCAGCGCCUUCCCAGCCGGAGGCAGGAGAAGGGCGUCCCUCCGAGGCCAGGAAGCCUCCCUCACAGGGCGCCCUCUCCCCUCCGGCCCUCCCACCAAAGCUGUCCCCGGGGAGGGGAGAGGUGACCGGUCUCUACAAACCCCACCGCGGCCACAGCGGCAGCCAGAGCAGCCCCAGCCGCGAGGUGGCCGUGGUGAUGCCCACCGUGGCCCGAGGAGGGGCUGUGGAGGUGGGGGAGCCCCGCGGGCUGCCAGACAAAGCCCCGGCCCCCGCCCCGCCUGCAGAGGAGCCCCUCAGGCACCCGGUGACCGGGGAGCUGGUGGAGAAGGGCUCCCCGAUGGCCCUGCUCCUCGCGGCCAGGCAGAGGGCACAGAAGGGGCGAGCUCGAGGGGCCGGCCCGGGCCGCACCUCCCUGCCCGGGAGCCUCCGAGGGCAGCCCCAGGCGGGCUCCGACAGCAUCUUCCUCCGGGGGCCCCAGCCCAACUCCUUCACCGUGGUCCCCAGGCCGCCCUCGGAGCCCGAGAGGGAGCCCCAGCCCCGCCCGUGGAGGACCCAGCCAGGCAGAGGCCUGGAGGACACGGAGCCUGGCCGAGGGCACGGCUGGACCAAGGCGGAGCCCCAGGCCUGGGACCGAUCAGCAUCCUCCCGCCUCCCCCAGGGCCGCCCGCCGCCCAGGUCCUUCUCGUCUCCGUCCUCCCCUUCCCGCCAGCGGGAGGAGGAGGGCGAGUUCAGCUUCGAGGUCAUCCCGCCGCCGCCCGAGUUCAGCAACGACCCCGAGCCUCAGCCUCGAGCCCUCCCGCACCCGGGCCGCCGGGCCUCCCCGCCCCGGAGCCGGUUCCCGGACUCGGGGCGGCCCCUGGACGCGCGCUUCCCGGCGGCGGCGGGCGAGCCCUCCCCGGGGGCCGGGGGCCUGCAGCGCUUCUCGGGCGGCGGCCGCUCGCUCAUCAAGAAGCGCCUGUACGUCGGGGAGCCCCCCCGCAGCCACGCGCCGUCCCGCGGCGGCUCGGGCCGCAGCCUGAGCUCCCCCAACUGCUUCGGGCCGCAGCCCGGAGGGCCCUUCGGGGCGCCCGGCGGCCCCGAGAUGCGGCGCGUCAACUCGGCGGGCCGCGCGCCCCCUGGCGGCUUGCGCGCGCGGAGGAUGUCGCUGGAGGGCUCAGCCCGCGGGGAGGCCAAGUUCAAGGCGGCCGGCCCGGCGGUGCCCAGCGCCGGCGACCUGGUUCUCGCUGCUGCUGCUGCGGGCAGGUCUCCCCGCUAUGGAAGCCCCGUCAACACGUUCACCGUGCGGCCGGGGACCCGCCAUCCCAUCUCCUACGCCUACUCAGGGGCCCAUCGGAACGCCCUGUCCUGAGCCCGGGCCUGGCAGCUCUCCUCCUAGGGGUCGAUCCGGGCGCUGGUUUCUGUGGGGGUGGGAGGGACGCGGUCAGACUCAGACACAGGAGCCUUUGUUCUCAGAAGACAGAGAUGGACAAGACAGAGAGACGGACAGCCAGCAAGAAGCAGUGGGCUUCUAUUUCCCAGGGAGCUGUGGACUGCCCGCGAUGGGGGGAGGGGAGGAGGGAGGAGAGGAGGCGGCUCCCAGGGCCUGGAGCCUGGUCUGCUAUCUGGUACUAUCUGCCUUAAGUAGGCCCAUUUAAAGCAGUUUUACAAGCAUGGCCUACUGAGCAGGUUCUAAAAACAAGGGGCGGGGCAUUACACCUGAGCGGGACCUGGGCCUGGGGUGGCUGUGAUUGCCUGUCAGGCCCUCAUGAAGGGCUUGGUGGGGGUGGGGUGGGUCCAGGGGACCACAGGCUGCUCUCUCCAGCCUCCAUCCGUUGCCACCCCAAGAGCUGAGUCCUGGGGGCCAUAGCAUAGAAGGUGGGACUGGAAUGUGCCUACAUGGAGCUGGCACCAGGCAGUGCUUUACAGCGAUCGGCCCAGGGCAGGGUCAUGGGAACUGAUGGUUUGUCUCUCUCUCUGGCCUGGCCGUUAGCUACAGGGAGUCCUACAGGAAGAAGCCUUGGCGAGUUCGGGUGGGAGACAGAGAAUGAGGCUGGCUUUUCUACUUGGACCCAGGCAGCUGGGAUUUGGAGAUUGGACUCCAGGAGCCAGAAGGCCUGGGAUCAUCUCCACAGUCCUGCCAGGGGUUUGGAGGGGGCAUCAUUCCCAGCUCCUCCCAGCCCGGGUACUACGGGUCUUCACAGGUGUCGCCACGAUGCUGUGAGGUCUUGGAGAGUGGGGGGUGGCAGAGGAAGGAGAUGAGAGCUGAGAGAUCGUUGCCAACACGCAUGUUUCGGAAAGUCAGGAGUGGUGGGCUGGGCCAGUCCAGAGCAGGGGCCCAGCGGUAGGGUGGCCGUGCCUCCUUCCCCGGAGCAGUCCUGGCGUAUGCCUGGUUUCCGGUGAAUCAGACCCUUCUUUCCGCUCUCCCAGAAGUCCUGGUUCGGAAGCAGCGCUCCUCGGUCUGCCUUCCCUGCCUUCAGGGCUUGGGGGGCCGAAUUCCUGGGACCGGCCGAGGCAGGCUGCCUGUGAGGUGCAGGGGCCCACCUCAGAGGGGCAAGCCUGGAGGGGGCAGCAAGGAAGCGGUUCCCUUUGGGGCAAGAUGGUGGACCUCUGGUUUGUGGGGACCUGCCGAGGUGCCAGCUCUGGGGACAGCAGUGAGCCACUUCAGGGAGAGGGCAGGCACCCUAACGGGGCAGGCGCUUGUGUUCAAGAAGCGAACCCCACCCCAGCGCUGUCACUGGCUCUGAGUGUGUGUAUGUAUGUACGUAUGUAUGUAUGUAUUUCCCCUGUACAUGUUUAUAAUGAGCCCCUAAUUUAUCUGCGGUGUUAAGGCUGGAGGGGUGGGGCGUGGGCUCCCAGCUUGCUCUGGGUGGGGGGGAAGGACAGGCUCUCACGUGGCCUGAGGAACACACAGGCCGGCUGGGCCUGGCCGCCAGCUUGGUGGCUGCAGAUGGGGGACUCGGAGCUGCGGGGCGCGGGGAGAGGCUGGGGGAGCUCGGUGGGGAAGGCUGGCCUGACUGGGGGCCAUCCCGCUGGACCCAAACCUUCUCUCUGACCCUUGGGUUCUCUUGUUCUACGGAUCCCUCAGGGAGCGGAGCAGAGCUGAAGUCUGGCGGGAACCACCCGUGUCCUUCAGCCAGUCUCUGGCUCUCUGAGCCGUGCACCAGGCAUGGCCAUGAUUCCUACCUCAUAAGGCUGCUGUGAAGACCGAGACAGGCCUGAGUUCAUGAGACAAGUACUUGCGUGGCCACCAGGGGGCGGGCCCUGUGCCUCGCGUGGGGGUACAGUGGUCAGUGCACUGACUCCUGCCCAUGGCCAGGUUGUAGCCGAGUGGAGGGGAGAGGGAUGGAGGGAGCAGGCACAGGAAGGUGAGAGUAACCGGAAGGCGAGGGAGCGGGUGGAUUUAGUCUGACCCGGGAGUCGGAGGAGGCCUGGAAAGUGGCGACAUUUAUGCCAAGUUAGGCAGAGCCUCCAGCACCGGCCUGGCACAUGGUAGCUGCUCAAUAAACUGCAUCUUUGGGUGAUGACUGCUUCA
Molecule: messenger RNA, 5544 nt
Organism: Pipistrellus kuhlii (Kuhl's pipistrelle)
Lineage: Eukaryota; Metazoa; Chordata; Mammalia; Chiroptera; Vespertilionidae
Gene: CUNH6orf132
Product: chromosome unknown C6orf132 homolog
Exons: 5
Coding region: 1-3381 (1126 amino acids)
Source: RefSeq, a predicted model, not a curated record